GGCGGAUCCCAGGGAAAGAGAUAUUGUGGAUCUGUUACAGCUACUAGUGAGGUGAGAAAUAUCGACACAGCAGAAACCAGAAACUCUUCAGUCACUUUAGGCUUUUAUUUUGUAGAGCUUUUGUUGUUGCUAGAAUUAGAAUAUAAACUUUAUACACCUGCCGCGCCCUCUUCCUCUUUCUGUCGCCUUCACAGCGCAGGUAAUGGAGAUGUAGAUGUAGAUGUAGGCCUGGAUCACCUCGGUGCUCAGGAAGGUGGAUCAAUGUUCCUCUACACAUGGACACUUCCAGGAUGACCCAGCUGCUGUUUUACUAGAAUUAACCUGGCAGGAGACGAGCUGAUCGGUGUAAUGAAGGAUCGACUGGCUGAACUGACUGCUAGUAAGACACGAGCAGAGGAGGAUGUCGUUGCAGUCGCAGUGGACAGAGAUGGCUUCAUGGAGAGCUUUUUCAGAAGGGUGGAAGAAGUCCGAGGACUCAUUGAUAGGAUCUCCUACCAAGUGGAAGAGGUGAGGAAGAUGCACAGCAUGAUCCUGUCUGCACCCAACCCAGAUGACAGAACAAAGGACCAGCUGGAUACGCUGACCAACGAUAUCAAAGGGAACGCCAACGUGGUGCGAACCAAACUAAAAUCCAUGGAACAAAGUAUGCCCAAAGAUGAUGUCGCUAACAGAUCCUCUGUUGACUUCAGGAUCCAGAAAACACAGCACACGGUGCUGUCCAGGAAGUUUGUGGAGGUCAUGACUCAGUACAAUGAGACUCAAGUGUCCUUUCGGGAGAGAAGCAAAGGAAGGAUCCAGAGACAGCUGGAGAUAACUGGAAGAGUGACCACCAAUGAAGAACUAGAAGGCAUGCUAGAAAGUGGAAAUCCAUCCAUCUUCACAUCUGAUAUCAUUUCUGAUUCCCAGAUCACACGUCAGGCCCUAAAUGAGAUCGAGUCACGACACCAAGACAUCAUGCGUCUGGAGUCGAGCAUCAGAGAGCUCCACGCGAUGUUUAUGGACAUGGCGAUGCUGGUAGAAACUCAGGGGGAUAUGGUCAACAACAUUGAGAAUAAUGUCUCCAAUGCAGCCGAAUACAUUUGUAGUGCAAAAGAAGAGACCAAAAAAGCAGUGAGAUACCAGAAAAAAUCCCGACGGAAAUACAUUAUCAUCGCCUUUGCUCUGUUGAUCCUGCUUGCUGUCAUUGCACUAAUUGUUGGCCUGUCUGUUGGACUAACCAAACCCCCUGUGUGAGAACUACUGUGAUUACCGCGUGAGAAACUACUCGGCCUUGCCAUGUGUGGGGUCGCAGGUUUACUCCUUUUACUCAUCAUAAUAGUCGGAGUCUUUGAGUCGUGAGUCAGACCCUCACAGCAGUCAGCUGUAGGCCGCUCGGCUUCAUAAUAAAGACAAUAACAAGUCAUUCACUAUCCAACAGCAUUACAGAGAGGAUCUCUUCACUACACUGAAGUAAGUAUAAUGUGUGUGAUCCACUUUGCACCAGUAACAUCAGACCUCAUGAUACACUGUUCUGGAGAACAAAGCAUCCUGUCAGCACACAUCCCUUUCCCUCAGCGGUGAUACAAUGAACACUGACAGCACAUCAGAUUAAUACACUGGUGUGCGUUCUGUACUGCUGCCGUUGUUUCAUGUUAAGUAUCACUCUCAGACAUUUCUUGGUCUAAUGACUUUAAAGGACAUUUUUGACAUUUCGGGAAAUAAACUUAUUCGCCCUUCUUGCUGAGAGUCAGACGAGAAGAUUGAUACCACUCGUGCCUGUACAGUAAAUAUGACGCCAUCACCAGCGGUGGCCGGUUAUCUUAGCUUAGCAUAAAGACUGGAAACAGUAAAACAGCUAAUUUGGCUCUGCCAAAAGUAACAAAUGGCACGUUAAGAGUUUACGGGUGUUUAUGUGCCAAAUUAUUUCUUGGCCAGACGCAGUGACUUCCCGGAGUCUUGUUGUCAUUGCAAGGUUGCCAGGCAACUAGCGGAGGCUCCAGGAGGCCACUUAUCCUGGCACAUGGCCCCUUGUAAAACCACAAUGUGUCAUUUUUACACCUCUGUUUGCAUAUUAAACAAACAAGAUAUAAUAUGGUAAUGUAUGAGCCUUUAGAGAUAAUGAUAGGCUGAGCCAGGCUAGCUGUUUCCCUUUGUUCACAGUCUUUGUGCUAAGCUAAGCCAACCGGCUGCAGCUUAAUAUUUAGCGUAGGUUACAGACAUGAGAGUGCAAGAAACGUUUUCCCCAAAAGUUCAAUGUACUGCCUUAAUAUUCAAAAGAUAUUGUGACAAUUGUCUUUAUAAAUUGAUUGUAUAAUUUGUGUUUACAUGUUCAAGUGUAUGUUCUCUUGUACUUUUGUAUAUGUAGGCUACUGUAAUUCAUGUGAAUUGAAUGUAAAACUCCUACAGCUCAGGAGUCCUUUAGAAAAUAGUAAAUUGUAAAAAAAUAUAUAUAUAUUCUACGUAAGCAUUUCUUGUUAAAUAUUUUCGGAUCAAUCGAAUGGAAUUCAUCACUUCAUUGCAACCGUACACAAGUGCCUUGCUGACAUUUAAUAUGAAACCUUAACUUAUUGAAUAUAUUCUAUUUAUCGCGGUGUGUGAUGACUGAAAUAUCAAUUGUGAAAAAAGUCACGCUAGGACUCUUGGAUGACGUUAUUUCAAGAGCACACAUUUUAAUUUUGAUAUAUUUGUUCCUUGUAAGUUAUUAUCUUGUAUUUUAUAUUGAAACAGAAAGUCAUGUAAUUAAAAGAUAAAGUAUA
Messenger RNA from Sebastes umbrosus (honeycomb rockfish), 2735 nucleotides. It is a transcript of the gene stx2b, whose product is annotated as syntaxin 2b. The transcript is spliced from 11 exons. Gene Ontology annotation, cellular component: plasma membrane; synaptic vesicle; SNARE complex. Gene Ontology annotation, biological process: synaptic vesicle fusion to presynaptic active zone membrane; intracellular protein transport; exocytosis. The record is from RefSeq and is a predicted model, not a curated record. Gene Ontology annotation, molecular function: SNARE binding; SNAP receptor activity. NCBI's taxonomy places the organism in Eukaryota, Metazoa, Chordata, Actinopteri, Perciformes, Sebastidae. The coding region runs from base 349 to 1233 and encodes 294 amino acids.